AAGGAAUUAAUUCUGUACUAUUUAUAAAAAUUUGUAAUAUAUGAGAGAGAAAAGCCAAUCUCUCUCUCUCCCCCCUCUCUAUCUCUCUCAUCCUCUCUUUGUGGUGGCCGCUGUCUUCAAGACUGCGAUUCUUCCCUUUACACAAGAAAAGGCGUUCGAAACCAGAAGAUCUUCUCCCGAUUUCUUGUCGAGAAUUGUAGUGAGCACCUUUCAGAGCUAAAUUUGGGGUUCUGGAAAUAUUGUCUGAAUUGUUGAGUGAAGGCUUUUCAUUCAGUUGGAGGUUAUGGUUCUAAUAACAUAGCGCUUCCUGUGCCAAUUCAUAUCCUUUCUAUGGAGGAAGAAUUAUUCAUGGGGGCAAGCUUCAAGUUUCUCUUUGCCUUAUCAACUCUUCUGUGUCUAAAUUCAAUUGUUUGGUGCGCAACAGACCCCAAUGAUUUUGCCAUCCUGCAAGAAUUUGUGAAAGGAUUGGACAAUCCUGAGGUUCUUAAGUGGCCUUCUUCUGGCAGUGAUCCCUGUGGGGAUUCUUGGCCAUAUAUCUUCUGCAGCGCUUCUCGAAUAAACCAGAUCCAAACAAAAGAUCUAAAUUUACGCGGCACUCUCCCUAAGGACUUCAACAAACUCACAGAGCUGAGUAAUCUUGGCCUCCAGAACAAUGAGCUCUCUGGCAGUCUACCAUCGUUUUCUGGAUUAUCUAAACUUGAGAAGGCUUACUUGGGUAAUAAUAAGUUUGACACCAUUCCAUCUGAUUUCUUCAAUGGGCUUACAAGUUUACAGGUCCUUUCCUUGGAGUAUAAUCCUUUGAAUGAGAGCACCGGUUGGACAUUGCCUUUGGAUCUAAAGGAUUCGGCACAGUUGACUAAUUUAUCUUUGACGGAGUGUAAUCUUGUUGGCCCGCUGCCGGAUUUCUUGGGGAGCAUGAAUUCUUUGGCGGUUCUUGAGAUGUCCUACAAUAACCUCUCAGGUGAGAUUCCAGCAAAUUAUUCUGGAAUGCAGUUGCAGGUCUUGAAGCUCAACAAUCAAUUUGGGCCAGGGUUGAGUGGUUCUAUCGAUGUUGUUGCUUCAAUGACGCAGCUAACUCUCCUUUGGCUUCAUGGAAAUUCUUUCACUGGCCCUAUUCCUACCACGAUUGGGGCUUGCACUUCUUUGAAACAAGUUUGGCUCAACGAUAAUAAGCUUGUAGGGAUCAUUCCAGAUAAUUUGACAGCACUACCGGAGCUUCAAGCGUUGAGAGUGCAGAACAACAAGUUAAUGGGCCCGAUACCAAAGGUCUCCUUCAAUUUCACAUAUAUUCCCAAUUCAUUUUGCCAGACUACACCUGGGGAGGCUUGCUCACCUGAAGUUAAUGCUCUUUUGGGUUUUCUUGGUGAUGUGAACUACCCACUGAAGCUUGCAGAUGCAUGGACGGGUAAUGAUCCUUGUGGUUCAUCAUGGUUUGGAGUUUCAUGCGCGAGAAACAAUGUUUCUGGUAUUAAUCUUCCAAAUUUCAAAUUAAAUGGCACACUUAGUCCUUCACUGGGGAAGUUAACUUCCCUCACAGCCAUUACACUUAGCGGAAACAAUUUGAAUGGCACAAUUCCUAGUGAUCUCGCAAAGUUAUCGCUAUUGAAGAUGUUGAACAUCGCUGAUAACGAUAUUGGGCCUCCUGUCCCAAAUUUUAGUAAUGGUGUAAAGGUAGUUGUCAAUGGAAAUCCAAAAUUGGACCCUACUGCACCUCCAAAAUCUCCACCCACAGAUUCCCCAGAAGGGGGUUCACCUGGCUCUUCACCUAACAGUAGGGGAUCUAAUUCAAGCGAUGCGUCUAAAGGGUCCAGCAAGCUCAAGCUCGUUAUAAUUAUUGUGGCAAUUGUAGUUGGUGUAUUGCUCAUCUCAGUUGUACUUCUAUUUGUCUAUUUCCACCGAAAAGCCAAGAAGGGAACUUAUCCAGCACCGACCUCUAUCGUUAUCCACCCCAGAGAUUCCUCAGAUCCUGGGAAUGCAGUGAAAGUUGUUGUUGCAGAUAAUGCCAAUAACCGGGAUACUUCUAGUGAUCUCCAGACUAGUAUUGGUAGUGGAUCAAGUGAUACACAUGUCAUCGAAGCAGGAAAUUUAGUAGUAUCAGUCCAAAUUCUCCGUAAUGUGACAAAGAAUUUCUCUUCAGACCAGGAACUUGGCCGCGGUGGUUUUGGCGUUGUUUACAAAGGAGAGUUACAUGAUGGCACUCAGAUUGCGGUUAAGAGAAUGGAGUCAGGAGUAUUAAGCAGUAAAGCAUUUGAUGAAUUUCAAGCUGAGAUUGCUGUGCUAUCAAAGGUCCGUCAUCGUAAUUUGGUGUCCCUUUUGGGAUUUUCUGCUGAUGGCAGCGAGAAGCUAUUGGUUUAUGAGUACAUGCCAAAAGGGGCAUUGAGCAAACAUCUUUUCCACUGGAAAGAAGCAAAUGUAGAUCCUCUAUCUUGGAAGAGAAGGCUGAACAUUGCACUGGAUGUUGCUCGAGCAAUGGAAUAUCUUCAUAGCUUGGCACAUCAAUCAUUUAUUCACAGAGAUCUGAAAUCUUCAAAUAUACUCCUUGAUGAUGAUUAUCGAGCGAAAGUCUCUGAUUUUGGACUUGUUAAGCUUGCUCCUGAUGGGAAGAAUUCCGUUGCUACAAGGCUUGCUGGGACCUUUGGUUAUCUCGCUCCAGAAUAUGCAGUGACUGGGAAGGUUUCAACGAAGAUUGAUGUUUUCAGUUUUGGAGUUGUGCUGAUUGAACUAAUAACUGGCAUGACUGCACUUGAUGAGGACCGACCCGAAGAAACCCGUCACCUUGCGUCGUGGUUUUAUCAUGUUAAAUUCAACAAAGAGAAACUUAGGAACUCAAUUGACAAAUCACUCGAUAUAUCGGAGGAAACCUUUGAGGAAAUCUGCACUGUCGCUGAGCUUGCGGGCCACUGCACCGCUAGGGAGCCUCACCAGAGGCCUGAAAUGGGUCAUGCGGUCAAUGUGUUGGCUCCUCUGGUCGACAAAUGGAAGCCCGUGAAGGAGGACAUGGAUGAAUCUUUGGGCAUAGAUUUGGGGCAGCCUCUUCUACAAAUGGUGAAAGGGUGGCAAGCUGCCGAUGGAAGUACUAGUUCAUUUGGUCUAGAUGAUAGUAAGGGAAGCAUCCCUGCAAGACCAGCUGGAUUUGCCGAUUCAUUCACUUCUGCCGAUGGUCGCUGAGGUAGUGUUUUUUUCUGGAACAUGUUACGGUAUCAUGAACUUCAGGAGUCGUGUUAUAUAAUGAAAUCAUAGUGAAUUCAAAAGCCAGUUCAAAACAAGGUGUGUGUGUGUGUGUGUGUUGUUUCAUAUUAAAACGUGUGAUAGCCAUUUGGAAAUGCCUCUCUCGUGGGCCAAAGAUUCCUCGAGAACGGCAUUUUGUUUAUUGCUCUAUUGUUUGUGGAUUUAUCCAAUUGGAUUGGCUGGUGUUGUAUUGUUACCCAUUUCAAUGGGAGUUAUCGACAGAGGAGAGGAAUUGUGAUCACGUGGCAAAACAUGGGUGCUUCUAGAGGUUAAGGAUGUAGGAAGGGGAUAGGAGAGAGAGAGAGAGAGAGAGAGAGAGAGAGAGAGAGAGAGAUGUAUGAGUGAUGUUCAUGGUGGUGAGUUGAGGUGGGCUGUGAGAAAGACGUUAGGGAUAGUAGAAGAACUAAAAUUCUCGUACUAACGUGUGGAUGGUACAUAUUACCUCUUUUUAUGAAGGUGUUCUGAUAGAAUCUGCACUCGGAAACGCUAGCAUUUUAUUAUGAU
This is a messenger RNA of Asparagus officinalis (garden asparagus), 3732 nucleotides long. Its product is annotated as receptor-like kinase TMK3. The record is from RefSeq and is a predicted model, not a curated record. Gene Ontology annotation, biological process: protein phosphorylation. The transcript is spliced from 4 exons. Gene Ontology annotation, molecular function: ATP binding; protein kinase activity; protein binding. Bases 331 to 3168 code for a protein of 945 amino acids. Lineage: Eukaryota; Viridiplantae; Streptophyta; Magnoliopsida; Asparagales; Asparagaceae.